Molecule: messenger RNA, 3021 nt
Organism: Kogia breviceps (pygmy sperm whale)
Lineage: Eukaryota; Metazoa; Chordata; Mammalia; Artiodactyla; Physeteridae
Gene: LYL1
Product: LYL1 basic helix-loop-helix family member
Biological process (GO): regulation of transcription by RNA polymerase II
Molecular function (GO): DNA-binding transcription factor activity, RNA polymerase II-specific; RNA polymerase II cis-regulatory region sequence-specific DNA binding; protein dimerization activity
Source: RefSeq, a predicted model, not a curated record
GUCAGAACCGCAUCCUGGACCUGAAGGACAGAGUCACGGCCAUCAGCAGGCAUCCGGAGCAGUGCUGGGGUGAGCACCCCCUCGGGGUCCAUGUGCCCGCCCGAGGCCCAGGCAGAGGUGGGCCCCACCAUGACCGAGAAGGCCAAGAUGGUGUGUGCCCCCAGUCCAGUGCCUGCCCCGCCCCCAAAGCCUGCCUCGCCUGGGCCCCCAAAGGCGGAGGAGGUGGACCACGGAGGCUCCUCGCCACCCAGGCUGCCCCCUGGCGUGCCAGUCAUCAGCCUGGGCCACACCAGGCCCGCAGGGGCAGCCAUGGCCACCACGGAACUAAGCACCCUCCGUCCCCCGCUGCUGCAACUCUCCACCCUGGGAACCGCCCCGGCGCCCCUGGCCCUGCAUUACCACCCUCACCCCUUCCUCAACAGCCUCUACAUUGGGCCGGCAGGACCUUUCAGCAUCUUCCCCAGCAGCCGGCUGAAGCGGAGACCAAGCCAUUGCGAGCUGGAGCUGGCUGAGGGGCACCAGCCCCAGAAGGUGGCCCGGCGCGUGUUCACCAACAGUCGGGAGCGCUGGCGGCAGCAGAACGUGAACGGCGCUUUCGCCGAGCUCAGGAAACUGCUGCCAACGCACCCGCCCGACCGGAAGCUGAGCAAGAACGAGGUGCUCCGCCUGGCCAUGAAAUACAUUGGCUUCCUGGUGCGGCUGCUGCGCGACCAGGCAGCGGCUCUGGCCGCAGGCUCCGCCCCUCCAGGGCCCCGCAGACGGCCGGCGCACCGAGCCCUGGACGACGGCGCCCGCCGCGGGCCUUGUCGCAGGGCCGAGGUGGUGGCGCGCCCGCAGCCCGCGCCCCCAGGCGGCCCCGAUGGCAGCCCCGGCGGGGCGGGCCGACCCAUCAAGACAGAAAAAGCGGCUGUGAGUCCGGAGGUGCGAUGACCUCCACGGUGUCGCCUCUGAGCCGAAGGGCACUGGAACUCAGCGCAGGGCCGUCCAGGAAGGGGCGGACGACGCUCAGCGCCUGCUCUGGAGAUAACUCCCCCGAAGAAGGACCAGUGAAGAGUCCCCAAACGGAGGAAAGGGCCCGGGGGUCUGGAAGGGCGACCGUCGCCCCCAGGGGCCCUGCAGACCCUUUUAUCGCCCACUGCCCGCUGGAAGUGGCCUUGUCCGCGUACCCCUCCCGGGGGAGAGGUCCGGGAACCAACACGUCAGAGCGGUCAUCGGACCCAAGUGGUGCCGCAUUUUUCCGUGCUGGGGUCACCGAGGGAGGUGGGGAGGGACCGGAGAGCCUACUACUUUCUCACCGGCGCCCCCUCCCGGAGACUAAUAGAUACGCGCUGCUCGACGGUGGCGGCCGCCGGCCUGGCGGGAGAGAGGCGCAGAAUCCAUGCGGCGGCCCCACCCCACCGAUCCCGAAACUGUCCCGCACGAUCGCGUUAGCGAAGGCUCAGGCGCUCUUGCUUUUGUUUUUCUUUAUUUCUUUAUUUCACAUACACAUUAGCCAUUCAAUGGAGAAGCCGGAGAGAGUCAGGCAAAGAUGGUAUAACAGAAGCGCAGUGACGGGGGCGGGGUGGGGUGGGGCGGGGCGGAGAGGGAACGUACGGGCUGGCUGCCUACUUGCAUUCCGCUAGGACACUGAAAACCCAGAAAACAAAACAGACAGUAAACUACCCUUGUUUCUUAUGUAUCUCAGUGCAGAGACGGGGGUGGAGGGCAGAGAGGGGGAGACCAGGCUGAAGGAAGAGGAGCGGAGGGACGGGGACGCUAAGGGGGAAGCACACCAAAUCCAUUAGUACUAUAUAUAGAGAUACUCGUAUAUACUGCGUUUCUUAGCCUAAGAAGAAACUUGUUUGACGGGACGGGCGGCCUUUGCGGUCCGCGAUGCUGGUGCUGGUCGGGCGCACGGAUCUCCCGGGGCCGAAGCGGGGCUGGCCCAGGCUGGCUUGCGGGGGGAGGGGGGCGCCCCAAGGGUGGGUGGGGGGAGCAGAGGCGGGGCUGGGGUGCCCCUCGGGCUCUCGAUUGGGGGACGAAAGUUCUCGUGACUUUAUUGCUCCUUUAUUUUCUCUCGUGUGUGUGGGGGGUGUCCGUUCAGCACGGUCGGGGUGGGGAAGUGGUGGGUCGUCUGAGCCACCCGGCCCCUCUGGGACCCAGAGCGCGGCGUCCGCUCCGCCAGCACGGGGGUGAGAACAAGGCACUAGGUCGGCCGGCCAGCGCGGGGGCGGGUGUGUAAGGCAGUCGACGGGGUUGGUUGCAGGGUAGGAUGGGGCUGUGUGCGGGGCCGUGUGCGUGCGUGCGUGCGUGCGCGGGCCUGGGCGAAUCGACCUGUCAGCUUGGCUGGUCCUGUCCUGGAGCGUCGAGCCUUCCCCGUACUCCCCGGAGGGUGACCGGGGUGGGGGUGGGAGGGUGAUGUUGAGUCGCGGGCGCCUGGGAAGGGGGGGGGGGGGAGGGGAGAAACUACCAACUUGCUGAGCGCGCUCCUGAUAAUGCUGGUGAGGGUCAAGUUGGCGUCUGGCUCAAAGAAGGACGCUCGGGUUGGAGAGGGAGGGAGGGGACGUUUGUUCGUUGGCAUUGACCUCUGCGGGGGAGGGGCUGGGGACCCGCCGCCGCGCCCCCGGGCCCGGACGGGGUUGGGGCGAGGAGGGGGCGCUGGGCACCGGGGAGGGGGCGCCCGGGGAGACCCGCGGCCAGAGCAGCCCGCCGCCGGGCGCACGCCGCUGUCCCGUUCCGUUAAACUCAACAAAGAAGGGAUAUGCGUGUUCCUAACAAGUGCAGGAUAUUUAAUUGAUUCAUAAACUUAUGUAUAAUAGUUUGUGGGUUUUUUAAAACGUACUUUAUAAUGUAAGAAGCACCAGGGUUUUUAUGUUGAAUUAUCUUUAAAAUAAUUUUCUCUCGUCCUUUUCCUUUUUGAUCUUGUGUUGGUUUUUUAAUGUCGAGGUGUUGUUUGUUUUUUUUUUUCAAUUCUAAAAUGUGAACGUUUCCUUCAGCCCUCCCACCGAAACCGAGAACGAACGACGAAACAAAUAAAAACCC